Messenger RNA from Scaptodrosophila lebanonensis, 1232 nucleotides. RefSeq lists its product as uncharacterized. The transcript has a single exon. The record is from RefSeq and is a predicted model, not a curated record. Lineage: Eukaryota; Metazoa; Arthropoda; Insecta; Diptera; Drosophilidae. The coding region runs from base 162 to 998 and encodes 278 amino acids.
AAACCUUGUACUUUGAAAUUUUCUGUCAAAGUGUUAGUAACAAAUUUUUCUCGUACACAACAAAGUUGAGUUUUUAUAACGCACGCAGAUUUUCACACAAAUUCACACUUUUUCAGAAUUCAUACUUAGGUGCGAAAAGUCAAACACUUUUGAGUUCCGCGAUGGAUAAAACAAUUCCGUCCAUAUACGACAUGAUUGUUCAGUGUCAGGCCCAGAAAAAGGCGCUGCAGACGGAGGGAAAACGUACAUCCGGUCGUUGGCAAGCGGUGGAGAAGUCCGUGGUCGGAUAUGCCAUGCUAGAGUCUAGGACUAAGAAAUCGAAACUGAAACCGAGAGCUAUUGUUGAGGAGCCGCGUACUCGUGUUGAGACCAAACCGCGCAACGUUGUGACCGCCUCGCAUUUGACUAAGAAGCGUGGACCCGUUGUUUUGCCGCCGCCCACCAAGAAGGAAGUGCUGACGCAGCUGGUGGAGCGAAUGUCCUCGAAGGCGCACAACAAGACGAGAACAACAUCCAUUAUCUGUCCACCAGAAACAAAUCUGACUGAAACGUUCCAUCAGCCCUCCAUGGCGGAGGCGGCACAGACAGAGCGCAGGAUUGGAAGCCGAAAGAACACUUUCAAAACUAGAUCGGAAAUGUCUUUGACAGAAACACCCGCUAGCAUCACCACGAAAAAGAAGAAGCGGAAGACUAAGAGCACAACACUGGGUAAGGAUCCAAAGCACAUUUCAACCAGCACUUUGGACAAACGACUGCCCAUGACGCCCAAGAAAGUCAAUCGCAAUGCCUCGCACAAGGCUAUGAAGCAUUCCGCACUGCUCGCUGCGGAAAGGGAUUCAAAGUCUCCGCCUGCUGAGAAGAUUGUGCGAAAGAAGAGAAUUCUGCGCAAAAGAAAAUCCAAGACAUCGCUCCAGUCGCGCGGUAGUGAGGCCAAGGCCGGUUCCCUGCAGCAAACGAAACGUUCCAGCGGCGGCGACCUGAGUCGCUGGCGCAUGUGAGAGGAUCCGUGGAGCAAACAUUUCUUUCUCGAAAAUUAUGGUUAACAACAGCUUCGAGUUCCUUCCAGCAGUUUUAUGUGGCAACCAGCAGACUCCAAGCCAAUCCGACAGCUGCGAUUGUGUGGAACCUAUUGGUUUCCAUAUAAAAUAAUUUUACAAAUUAUGGUUAAUUAAUUAUUAUGUUUUUGCAGACGAGAAAAUACACAAAAAAUAAAUUUACAAUGAAUCGGAAAA